Carlito syrichta (Philippine tarsier) is the source of this 9632-nucleotide messenger RNA. RefSeq names its product dicer 1, ribonuclease III (gene DICER1). Lineage: Eukaryota; Metazoa; Chordata; Mammalia; Primates; Tarsiidae. Bases 50 to 5527 code for a protein of 1825 amino acids. The record is from RefSeq and is a predicted model, not a curated record. Gene Ontology annotation, cellular component: nucleus; RISC complex; cytoplasm. Gene Ontology annotation, biological process: pre-miRNA processing; siRNA processing; apoptotic DNA fragmentation. The transcript is spliced from 27 exons. Gene Ontology annotation, molecular function: protein binding; ATP binding; DNA binding.
UGUAGUAAGCUGUGCUAGAACAAAAUGCAAUGAAAGAAACACUGGAUGAAUGAAAGGCCCUGCUUUGCAACCCCUCAGCAUGGCAGGCCUGCAGCUCAUGACCCCUGCUUCCUCACCAAUGGGUCCUUUCUUUGGACUGCCAUGGCAACAAGAAGCAAUUCAUGAUAACAUUUACACGCCAAGAAAAUAUCAGGUCGAACUGCUUGAAGCAGCUCUGGAUCAUAACACCAUCGUCUGCUUAAACACUGGCUCAGGGAAGACAUUCAUUGCAGUACUACUCACUAAAGAGCUGUCCUAUCAGAUCAGGGGAGACUUCAGCAGAAAUGGAAAAAGGACGGUGUUCUUGGUCAACUCUGCAAACCAGGUUGCUCAACAAGUGUCAGCUGUCAGAACUCACUCAGAUCUCAAGGUUGGGGAAUACUCAGACCUGGAAGUAAAUGCGUCUUGGACAAAAGAGAGAUGGACCCAAGAGUUCACUAAGCACCAGGUUCUCAUCAUGACUUGCUAUGUCGCCUUGAAUGUUUUGAAAAAUGGUUACUUAUCACUGUCAGACAUUAACCUUUUGGUGUUUGAUGAGUGUCAUCUGGCAAUCCUAGACCACCCCUAUCGAGAAAUUAUGAAGCUCUGUGAAAACUGUCCAUCGUGCCCUCGCAUUUUGGGACUAACUGCUUCCAUUUUAAAUGGAAAAUGUGAUCCAGAGGAGUUGGAAGAAAAGAUUCAGAAGCUGGAGAGAAUGUUCCAGAGUAACGCUGAAACUGCUACUGACCUGGUGGUCUUGGAUAGGUAUACUUCUCAGCCAUGUGAGAUCGUGGUGGACUGUGGGCCGUUUGCUGACCGAAGUGGUCUUUAUGAGAGGCUGCUGAUGGAGCUGGAAGACGCUCUCAGCUUCAUCAACGACUGUAACGUUUCUGUACAUUCAAGAGAAAGAGACUCGACUUUAAUUUCCAAACAGAUACUCUCAGACUGUCGUGCAGUAUUGGUAGUUUUGGGACCCUGGUGUGCAGAUAAAGUAGCUGGAAUGAUGGUAAGAGAACUGCAGAAAUAUAUCAAGCAUGAGCAAGAGGAGCUGCACAGGAAGUUUUUACUGUUUGCAGACACUUUCUUAAGGAAGAUACAUGCACUAUGUGAAGAGCACUUCUCACCUGCCUCACUUGACCUGAAAUUUGUAACUCCUAAAGUAAUAAAACUGCUUGAAAUCCUCCGUAAAUAUAAACCUUACGAGCGACAGCAGUUUGAAAGCGUUGAGUGGUAUAAUAAUAGGAAUCAGGAUAAUUAUGUGUCUUGGAGUGACUCUGAGGAUGAUGAUGAGGAUGAAGAAAUUGAAGAAAAAGAGAAGCCAGAGACACAUUUUCCUUCUCCAUUUACCAAUAUUCUAUGUGGAAUUAUUUUCGUGGAAAGAAGAUACACAGCGGUUGUCUUAAACAGAUUGAUAAAGGAAGCUGGCAAACAAGACCCAGAGCUGGCUUAUAUCAGCAGCAACUUUAUAACUGGACACGGCAUUGGGAAGAAUCAGCCGCGGAACAAACAGAUGGAAGCCGAGUUCAGAAAACAGGAAGAGGUCCUUAGGAAAUUUCGAGCACAUGAGACCAAUCUGCUCAUCGCAACAAGUGUUGUAGAAGAGGGUGUUGACAUACCAAAGUGCAACCUGGUGGUUCGUUUUGAUCUGCCCACUGAGUAUCGCUCCUACGUUCAGUCGAAAGGCAGAGCGCGGGCGCCCAUCUCUAAUUACAUAAUGUUAGCGGACACAGACAAGAUCAAGAGCUUUGAGGAAGACCUUAAAACCUACAAAGCUAUUGAAAAGAUCUUGAGAAACAAGUGUUCCAAGUCAGUGGAUCCCGGCGAGGCUGACAUUGACCCUGUUGUGGAUGAUGACGACGUUUUCCCUCCGUAUGUGCUGCGGCCUGAGGACGGAGGCCCACGAGUCACCAUCAACACAGCCAUUGGACACAUCAACAGAUACUGUGCUAGAUUACCCAGUGAUCCGUUUACUCAUCUAGCUCCCAAAUGCAGAACCCGAGAGCUGCCUGACGGUACCUUUUAUUCAACUCUGUAUCUGCCAAUUAACUCACCGCUUCGAGCCUCCAUUGUUGGUCCGCCCAUGAGCUGUGUACGAUUGGCUGAAAGAGUCGUAGCUCUCAUUUGCUGUGAAAACCUGCACAAAAUCGGUGAGCUGGAUGACCAUUUGCUGCCAGUGGGGAAAGAGACGGUCAAAUACGAAGAAGAGUUGGAUUUGCAUGACGAGGAAGAGACCAGCGUUCCGGGACGACCAGGUUCCACGAAGCGGAGGCAGUGCUACCCAAAAGCAAUUCCGGAAUGUUUGAGGGACAGCUAUCCCAGACCUGAUCAGCCCUGUUACCUGUAUGUGAUAGGAAUGGUGUUAACGACUCCUCUACCUGACGAACUCAACUUCAGAAGGCGGAAGCUCUAUCCCCCUGAAGACACGGCAAGAUGCUUUGGGAUACUGACCGCGAAACCUAUCCCUCAGAUCCCACACUUUCCUGUGUAUACUCGCUCGGGGGAGGUCACCAUCUCUAUUGAGCUGAAGAAGUCUGGCUUCACAUUGUCUCUACAAAUGCUUGAGCUGAUCACAAGGCUUCAUCAGUAUAUCUUCUCACAUAUUCUUCGGCUUGAAAAGCCUGCACUCGAGUUCAAGCCGACAGACGCCGACUCGGCCUACUGUGUUCUACCUCUUAAUGUUGUUAAUGACUCCAGCACUUUGGAUAUUGACUUUCAAUUCAUGGAAGAUAUUGAGAAAUCUGAAGCGCGAAUUGGCAUUCCCAGUACAAAGUAUUCAAAAGAAACACCCUUUGUUUUUAAGCUAGAAGAUUACCAAGAUGCGGUCAUCAUUCCAAGAUACCGCAAUUUCGAUCAGCCUCAUCGAUUUUACGUUGCUGAUGUGUACACUGACCUUACCCCGCUCAGUAAAUUUCCUUCCCCGGAGUAUGAAACUUUUGCAGAAUAUUAUAAAACAAAGUAUAACCUUGACCUGACCAAUCUCAACCAGCCACUGCUGGAUGUGGACCAUACCUCUUCCAGACUUAACCUUCUGACACCGCGACAUCUGAAUCAGAAGGGGAAAGCGCUUCCCCUGAGCAGCGCCGAGAAGAGGAGGGCCAAGUGGGAGAGUCUGCAGAAUAAACAGAUACUGGUUCCAGAACUCUGUGCCAUCCAUCCAAUCCCAGCAUCACUGUGGAGAAAAGCAGUUUGUCUCCCCAGCGUUCUUUAUCGCCUGCACUGCCUUCUGACUGCAGAGGAGCUCAGAGCCCGGACGGCCAGCGACGCUGGUGUGGGAGCCAGAUCGCUUCCUGCGGAUUUUAGAUACCCUAACUUGGACUUCGGGUGGAAAAAGUCUAUGGACAGCAAGUCUUUCGUCUCGGCCUCCCACUCCUCUUCCGCGGAAAACGACAACUGCCGUAAGCACAGCGCACUUGUAGUCCCUGAAAAUGCUGCACACCAAGGUGCUACCAGAACCUCCCGUCUAGAAAACCAUGACCCAAUGUCUGUGAGCUGCAGAACGUUACUCAGUGAGUCACCGGGUAAGCUCCCGAUUGAAGCUUCAGCAGAUCUCUCCGCAGGUAACGGUCUUUCUCCCGGUAAAAAUCUUGCCAACGGCCGUUACGAUUUAGCUGGCAGAGACGCUUGCCAAGGAAAGCAGCUGCAUCGCUCCAAGCAGGAAAUACCUGUGCAACCCACUACCUCACGUCCCAUCCAGACUUCCUGCCGCCGCGGGAGCCAGCCCGAGCCCGGCGCUGAACGUGCUCGGCCGCGCCGCCAGCACCUGGACGGAACCCUUACCGGCGGUGGCCGGGUCAGCAACUGCAACCUGUACCGCCUGGGGAAGAAGAAGGGCCUGCCCAGCCGCAUGGUGGUGUCCAUCUUCGACCCCCCUGUGAACUGGCUGCCUCCUGGCUACGUGGUGAACCAAGACAGAAGCAACACAGAGAAGUGGGGGGAAGAUGACAUGACAAAAGACUGCCUGCUGGCUAACGGCAAGCUGGACGAGGACUACGGGGAGGAGGACGACGACAAGGAGGAGAGCCUGAUGUGGAGGACGCCCAAGGAGGAGGCCGACUACGAGGACGACUUCCUGGAGUACGACCAGGAGCACAUCCGCUUCAUCGACAGCAUGCUGAUGGGGUCGGGCGCCUUCGUCAAGAAGAUCUCGCUCUCUCCUUUGGCAGCCGCGGAGUCUGCGUACGAGUGGAAGGUGCCCAAAAAGUCCUCCUUGGGUGGCAUGCCGUUUUCGUCCGACUUCGAGGAUUUCGACUACAGCUCGUGGGAUGCCAUGUGCUAUCUGGACCCUAGCAAAGCUGUCGAAGAGGACGACUUUGUGGUGGGUUUCUGGAACCCGUCGGAAGAAAACUGUGGCGUCGACACGGGCAAGCAGUCCAUCUCCUACGACCUGCACACGGAGCAGUGCAUCGCCGACAAGAGCAUCGCCGACUGCGUGGAGGCCCUGCUGGGCUGCUACCUGACCAGCUGCGGGGAGAGGGCUGCGCAGCUCUUCCUGUGCUCGCUGGGGCUGAAGGUGCUCCCCGUGACCAAGAGGACUGACCGGGAGGGGGCCACGGGCCCGCCCCGGGACGAUGCCGGCAGCCAGCCGAAGCCCCUCUCGGCGGGCGCUGCGGCCCCUUCCGUGUCGAGAGACUUGGAGUACGGCUGCCUGAAGAUUCCCCCGCGAUGCAUGUUUGACCACCCCGACGCCGAUAAGACGCUGCAUCACCUCAUCUCGGGCUUCGAAAACUUUGAGAGGAAAAUCAACUACAGAUUCAAGAACAAGGCUUACCUUCUCCAGGCUUUCACACACGCCUCCUAUCACUACAACACCAUCACUGAUUGCUACCAGCGCUUAGAAUUCCUGGGAGACGCGAUUCUGGACUACCUCAUAACCAAGCACCUUUACGAAGACCCGCGGCAGCACUCCCCAGGGGUCCUGACCGACCUGCGCUCCGCUCUGGUCAACAACACCAUCUUCGCGUCGCUGGCGGUCAAGUAUGACUACCACAAGUACUUCAAGGCUGUUUCUCCCGAGCUCUUCCACGUCAUUGACGACUUUGUGCAGUUUCAGCUCGAAAAGAACGAGAUGCAGGGAAUGGAUUCCGAGCUGAGGAGAUCCGAGGAGGACGAAGAGAAGGAGGAAGACAUCGAGGUCCCCAAGGCCAUGGGGGACGUCUUCGAGUCGCUGGCCGGAGCCGUGUACAUGGACAGCGGGAUGUCGCUGGAGGCGGUGUGGCGGGUCUACUACCCGAUGAUGCGGCCGCUCAUAGAGAAAUUUUCUGCGAAUGUGCCCCGUUCCCCUGUGCGAGAACUGCUUGAAAUGGAACCAGAGACCGCCAAAUUCAGCCCGGCUGAGAGAACUUAUGACGGGAAGGUCAGAGUCACGGUGGAAGUGGUGGGAAAGGGGAAGUUUAAAGGCGUCGGCCGGAGCUACAGGAUCGCCAAGUCUGCGGCCGCCAGAAGAGCCCUGCGCAGCCUCAAAGCCAGUCAACCUCAGGUCCCCACGGCUGAAGCCCCUUUUAAAAUCUGAAAACAAAGCGCAGACAAGCAGAGUUAAGGGGAAAAUGUGUACACCGGAAGGGCCGACUUACAGCUGAUACUGAGCGGAAUUCAGCUGGAGGCAGAAUUUAAAGUCUGUGUGGUAGCGAGAGAGAGCAGAAUAAAACAUUUAACACGUGUAUAAACACUUUGGAGCUAACUGUAGUUUUAGUUUUUUGCGCAGACACAAUCUUGUCUUCUUCCCUCCCUUCUGCUUUGUUUAAAUCACGAGAGUGCUUUAAUGAGGACGUUAGCAAGUGUUUGGAGUGACGACUGGCCGCCUGCUGUCUUCAGCUCCAUUGCGGUGCGCCCUGCCCAGCGCUGAGGGCCUUGUAGGCCCCUGGCUGUGUCGUGCCCCUCCCUCCGUGUGUGCGGCCGUGGCGCCCGCCCUGCGGCAGGCCAGGCGCCCGGCAGGGGGACGGGGUUUCCGGGGGAGAGUGGCCGGUGCUGUCUUUUCUUUCCCCGUCACGCCGCAGAGUGGCCGCUGCUGCACUUGGUAGUAAGGGACAGGUCUUGAGUCACAUUGGCUGGCCCGUUGGUGAAUCACAUUGUUGUCUUCUGAAGCCACAUAGUCUCGCAUAAGAAAGGUUCUUGCCUUAAAAGUCAAACUUCACGGACGUUCUUUAAUUUCUCCUCGUUUUGGAACAAACUAUUUUACAUUCCCUUAGUUGUGUUAUGCAUCGACUGUUGAGACAGCGUGACACUUACAGCUCACUAGUAUAGUUGUCACUUAACUUAUUACAGGAUCAUGACAGAACUUCUGUCGUAUGUGUCAUGAAGACAUUUUAAAAACCAGAAUAUGUAGUCUGUGGAUAUUUUUUAUCAUAAGAAAAAUGAUCUUUGGCUAAAUACCUAAUUUUACUAAAAACCUCCAGCUAGGUAGUUCCACUGAUGGAAAUGUGUAUGGCAAAUAAUUUUGCCCUCCAGGCUGUUGCUCUAACAAAAAAACCUUAGACAUAUCACACCUAAAAUAUGCUGCAGAUUUUAUAAUUGACUGGUUACUUAUUUAAAGAAGCAAAACAGAGCACCUUUACCCUUAGUUUUCUCAUAGAACUCUCUCACUGUACUUUUCACAAUGUCGCACGCGUACUUCACCUACCAAAGCUGUGCUGUUAAUGCCGUGGACAUUUAACGUUUGCGAUAAACUGCCGUAAUUUUGAUGCAUCUAUGUGAUUUAGGUCAUUAAUUUAGAUAAACUAGCUCAUUGUUUCCAUCUUUGGAAAAGAAAGAAGCGUUUUUAGGCAUUUGCCUACGUUUCUUUACUUAGACUUGUAGGCACUCUUCACUUAAAUACCUCAGUUCUCUUUUCUUUUGCAUGCAUCUCCCCCGUUUGGUGCUAUGUUUAUGUAUUAUGCUUGAAAUUUUAAUUUUUUUGCACUGUAACUAUAAUACCUCUUAAUUUACCUUUUUCAAAAGCUGUGGGUCAGUCUUGCACUCCCACCAACAUACCAGUCGAGGUUUGCUGCAAUUUGCCCCGUCAAUUAUGCUUGAAGUUUGAGAAAGCCGAGCAGAGGCGUCUCGUGGUUUCCAGCACCUCCCGAAGUGGCUGCUGCUUGUAAUGCUGCAUUUGUGUUUCUGGUUACAGUUGAAUACUGUUUUCUGGCUUUAUCUGCACCAUCCCCCGCAGAGAAGCGCCUCUGUGGACGUGCGCCCCUGGACGUGCCAGCCCUGCUUCCCCGGGGUCCACGUGGAGGGACGCGGUGCUUAUCCGGUCGUAGCCUGAAACCGAGAUGGAAGCUGUUGAAUGAGUUUUUGAGCACAUUAAUUUAGGUGACUUGUUUUAAAAGUAUUUAAUUCUGAUUUGGAAACCUAGAUGUCUAUUUGGUUUAAAAAAAAAAAGAGAGACCUUAAUGUAAGAUAUCGUGGCCAGUUAAAACAAUUCUUAUGUGAUGUUACUGUAAAAGUGUACAGUUGAAAAGUAGGGCUGGAUGUGAAUUUUAUUCGUGAGGGUGAUUUGUGGUAAGAUUAAAUCACAGAUCUCUUGAGAAUUCAUAAACUACCUGAUGCCAGGAGCAUAGGGCUGCAUCGCGGCGAUGCAUUUAUCCCAGUGCUACGGGAUUCUCCCGCUUCCUCGCACCAAAAUCAGUUUGUUUCACAGUUACGAUCCCCAGUGGGAGAAAAAUGCCUCAAUAUAUUUUGUAAUCUUAAGAAGAGUAUUUUUUGUUAAUACUAAAAUGUUCAGACUUGGACACGAUUAGGUCAUACAUUCUCAGGGGUUCAAAUUUCCUGCUACCAUUCAAAAUGUUUUAUCAACAGCAAACUUUAGCUAGUUCAUUUUUUUUGUUGGGGAAAAAUAUCUGAUUUUAAUUUGACUCACAGUUUGAAGCAUUCUGUGAUAUCCCCUGGUUACUAAGUUAAGAAAUCAAAAAGUACGAGCGAGACAUAUGAAAUGGUUAUAAAUGCUUUGUGCUGCUGAUGUUGAAUGCUGUAAAGUUUCCUCUGUGUAGCUUGUUGAUUUGUUUUGCAUCUGUCAGUUAAGAAAAGAAAUCACCCUGUGUUGCCCAUCUUCCAACCCGUCUCCCUCCCUUUGUUCCUGUGAUUGCAAUGCGAGGCCGAAUGUACAUGGAAAACCCACGGGGGGUGUGACUGUGCUCCGAGCACGCGUGGGAAGGACUGGGGGCAGAUCUUGAAGAAGCAGCUGCAGAAAUUCCUCACGAUGAUUGUGUGCAGGCUGGUUGGCAUGAACCCUCCUUCGUCAGCGUUGUUAUUUCUUUUAAAAUACAGUUUCCGCAGUCCUAACCGUGCUGCAUUUUGUACUUGCUUUCCCUUCUGUUCUGUUCAUGUAGCACGAUAAGCAUUGCACUUGGUACCGUGCUUUACCUCAUGUCGAGAAAUGUGCUUGACGGAGAGGAGAGAGGUGGGUGAGCCUUGCUGCUGCUCUGAUCUACCGACUUGGAGAGAGAGAAUUCUAAUGCCUGCGGUGCUUCAGACACUCGCGCGACUUCUGUAGGUCGUUUUUGUCUGUGGCAUUUUUACUGUUUGUGACAGGAUGACAGAGAUGUGUUCCCUGAACUCUGAAUCAUGUUUUCAAAAUGUUUGUUGCCUUUUUCCCUUUACGUUCUGUGAAGUGAUUAUGUUUAGAGUGACCUCUCACACUCCUGGAAUUAUCUUUUAAGAUACGGACACUUUCCUUGUUAAUGAGAGUGCGCCCUCGGAAAGAGGUCUGCAGGCUGCCUGGACAGCAGGAGGCCAGCGGCUGCGGUGGCCGGUCCUGUCAGUUCCGGCUGCGGCUUGGCGCACCCCGGGCCAUCUGGAGGGACUGCGCCGUCGUGGAGCCCAGGCCCGCCGGGUCCACUCGGGGCCCAUCGGUGUCAAGCGUCUGCCUGGCUCUGUGAGGAUAUCCAAGCCUUUUACGCAACAUGUAGGCCCCCAGAUCUUGCUGUCUUUGUUUAACUGCAUCCUUAACCAGUUUGCAUCAGGCGCGGAAGGAAACGCAUGUCAUGUUUAUUCCCUGUGUGGUUGUUUUAAUUACGUUUAAAUAGGUCUAUUUUUCCAACCACCGAUUACUUUUCGGGAAUUUAAUGAUUUCCAAAUAAAUUUCUUUAUUUUAUAUUGUACAUGAGAAGUUUUAAAGAUAUGUCUAAGACUAAGAAUAUUAAAGUGAUUUUAGAAGCUGUUCGAGACGCCAGUAGCAAUAUCUAGGACAUUUGCACCCAGACGUUGUGUGUGAAAAUGGUCUUUCAGAACUAACUUGUAAAUAAUUUUAAUCAUGACUUGGUUUUCUUCCUAGUCCAUUUUUAACUUGGACCUCACCCACAGACAGUGUCCAUUGCACAGACACACUUGGAGCCCCUGAGCCGCGGGUGACGCAGCACAGAUACCGAGGUGGACAGGAAGCCAGUCCCUGGCUUUUCUGCUGUAAAUAGCGUGAAGAAAAGUGACUACAGUCAAGUCAAACUAACGCCUAUAAUUUGAUUGACAAUAAACUCUUUGCCAUCACAUGCUGCAGCUGUUUUUAAGGAACGGGAUGUCAUUCGUUCACAAGUAUGACCUGCUGCAAAGCCUGCAGCCGCCCCUGAUGGAUCGCGGUUUCCUUUAGCUGUUCUUUUGUAAUAAUUGUAGCCGAGUAAAUCUCCAAUAAAGUUAUGGUCUGAUCA